Messenger RNA from Engraulis encrasicolus (European anchovy), 1132 nucleotides. RefSeq names its product calcium-activated chloride channel regulator 3A-1-like. The transcript has 6 exons. NCBI's taxonomy places the organism in Eukaryota, Metazoa, Chordata, Actinopteri, Clupeiformes, Engraulidae. The record is from RefSeq and is a predicted model, not a curated record. The coding region runs from base 8 to 1132 and encodes 374 amino acids.
AACAUCCAUGCCUAAAGCUCACCUCACCAGCCCACGUGGACAGAGUUUCAACCAUUCACAAUUUCAACAUGAUGCAGGAAUGAGAAUGUUAACAUUGAAAGUAGAAGGAACUGCAGAGACAGGAGAAUGGCAUUACAGUCUACUUCAUACGGGUUCCGGUACACAGUCAAUGGCCAUCACCGUCACCACUCGUGCUGCCAGCUCUAAUGUGCUCCCUAUCACAGUAAAAGCCCACAUGGACCAGAAGACCUCUGAUGGAAGUAAAGCCAUGGUGAUCUAUGCAAUUGUCACCCAGGAUGGAUUGCCUGUAAUACUGGCAAAUGUCAUGGCCAUACUCGAUUCUGAUGCGCCUGAUAGCCACGAAGAAGUUGAGUUGCUAGAUAAUGGCGCAGGUGCAGAUGCUUUCAGGCUUGAUGGUGUCUAUUCACGUUAUUUUACUAACAUGAAGUCUGGACGGUACAGCUUGAAAGUGAGAGUUAAGAACAAGGACAAAACCAUGGUGUAUGCAAGAAAACACAGUGGAGCACCCUACAUCCCAGGCUACGUGGUGGAUGGCAAAGUGAGGCUGAAUCCCCCAAAGCCUCCUGUAAACCAUGAGCCAGUAGAGGUGGGGAGCUUCACCAGGACGGCCACAGGAGAGAGUUUUGUGGUGACGUUACCCUCAGGCUCUACACGACCUCCUGCAUUUCCUCCCAGCAAGAUCACAGACCUGAGAGCUGAACUUGAGGAAGACAAUGUGACUCUCACAUGGACUGCUCCCGGAGCGAGCUAUGAUGAGGGAAGGGCUGCACGCUACCAUAUAGCCUGGAGUGAAGACCUGGCCCUGCUGAGAACCAACUUCAGUGGCUCUCAUCACAUCGACCCCUGGGAGCUGAGACCACAAGACGCUGGCUCCACUGAGCGGUACUCAUUCCACCCAAGCAACCUCAACAUGGUCAACGGCACCACAAUUUUCAUUGCAAUUGUGGCUGAGAAUGCAGACUCACGGAAUUCGAGCAUAUCAAACAUUGAACGAGUCGUAAAAUACAUUGCACCUCCUGUUCCUGAGGAAGAAGGAACUAUAAAAUCAAAGCAGAUUCAGCAUAACUAUGACCUGGCAGAACACAGGGACAGGCUGAGAAAAGUUGACUGA